Molecule: messenger RNA, 1399 nt
Organism: Gastrolobium bilobum
Lineage: Eukaryota; Viridiplantae; Streptophyta; Magnoliopsida; Fabales; Fabaceae
Product: CRC domain-containing protein TSO1-like
Exons: 2
Molecular function (GO): DNA-binding transcription factor activity
Source: RefSeq, a predicted model, not a curated record
AUGGACACACCAAAGAGGAACCAAAUGAACCCUCCCUCCCCUAACUUAGAGGAUUCACCUGUGUUCAACUAUAUCAAUAAUUUAUCUCCUUUGAAGCCCCUUAAGUCUCUUAACAAUACUCAGACUUUCAAUUCACUCAUCUUUUCAUCCCCUCCUCGUGUUUUCGCAUCACCCCAUGUUAGCUGUUUCAACGCAUUUGGCACAUCAAAGGUUUCUUCUGAAGAUGGAAAUGAUGUUUACUCAAGUGAUCUGGCUCUUGCAGAUUCUACUCAUGCACAUCAUUGCUCAAGAGAAUUGUAUGAAAUUACCACCAAUAAUGAUGGGAUAAUGCACGUUGAUGAUUCAGUUGCUUCUGAUUUUGAACUUGAUAUCCAAGAUCAUUGUUUUGAGCCAAUAGCAGCCACAGUCACAGACCAUACACAUCAGGACAAUCUUGCCAAUGUUGCUUUGAUGAUGAGCAAUCCAAAUGAGAAGACAAAUGAUGAGGUAGGAAAGGGAAAUUUAUGUGUAUUAUAUAUUUUACAGCUAGCUAGACUUUGGUUAAGCUUGUUUUGCACCAUGCUUCAUGGAUGUAUAGACUUUGAAGUGGCCAGUGAGCAAAGUAAUAAGAAUACAGAUGAGAAUUCAAACACUACAUCACAGUCUGUUGAGAAGAAUGUUACUAAUGAAAACCAUCUUCUUCUUCCUACAAAUUGCAAUGGGAAUUCACAAAGUUUCACUUUGCCAGAAAUUAGUUCACACUUGAACACACUCCCAAGCUUAAAAAAUUACAAAGGUUUCACUUCUUCCUUCAACCUCUCUUUAAGCCAAGAACAUCAGCAUUCACCAUUGGUAUCUCAAUCAUCUGAAAGAGAAUUGGAUCCACCAGAGAAUCAAGUUCAACCUGCAGAAGAAGAUUUCAAUCAGAGCAGCUCCAACAAGAAAAGGCGAAAAAUGGAAGAAACUGAUCAGGGAUGCAAACGUUGCAAUUGCAAGAAAUCAAAAUGUUUGAAGCUUUAUUGUGAGUGUUUUGCUUCUGGGGUCUAUUGCUUAGAACCUUGUGGCUGUAAGGAUUGCUUCAACAAACCAAUUCAUGAAGAUACUCUUGUUGUAUCUCGAAAGAAGAUUGAAUCUCAAAACCCUAAUGCAUUUGAUCCUAAAGUCAUUGGAACCGGGGAUGAUGAUCAGAAAAAUACUCCAGCAUCAGGUUCAGCUCGACAUAAAAGAGGAUGCAACUGCAAGAAAUCAAGUUGCUUGAAGAAAUAUUGUGAAUGUUUUCAGAAUGGUGUUGGUUGUUCUAUUAAUUGCAGAUGCAAAGGUUGCAAGAACACAUAUGGUAGAAAGAAUAUAAAGGAUGGUUCUGCUCCAAUAGGAAUAGAAGCUGAUACAGAAGAACCACAAACAUGUGAAAACAUGCCAG